UACUGCAGACUACUCAAACGAACAUUUUCUCUAUAAAGUUAGAUAAUGUUAAAAUGUAACAUUUAUUUGUUGCACAUACGUUUCGCGAAUAAUGAGCAACAGUCGCAGUCGUGAAUGCAGCUUGUUCCCGAGUUGUUAUGAUGGUGACUCUGGCGGAGGUGUUGAGUCUCCUGCUGGUUUCCGUGUUAUGGGGCUGCACAAAUCCUUUCCUGAAGAGAGGCACGGAGGGUAUCGAACAGGUGUCCAAGUCCAAUAAAAUCUAUCAGUUCCUGGCUGAGGUCAAGUUUCUCUUCUUUAACGUCAAGUACUUAAUCCCUUUUCUACUGAACCAGAGUGGCUCAUUGGUCUACUAUUACACACUUUCCACUACAGACUUGUCAUUUGCUGUUCCUGUGGCAAACUCUCUAACCUUCCUAUGGACUCUGCUAACUGGCAAGUUGCUGGGUGAAGAUUUUGGAGGAAAACAGGCUGUUGCUGGACUGUUGCUCACCAUGGUUGGCAUCACUUUGUGUGUCAUAAGCUCCAUGGCGGACACUGGCUCUCAGGCUCAGCCCUGAUGGCUACUUUCAAAUUUAGCCGAACCAUUUGUCACUUAAAAUGUAAAAAAUGUAAAUAUCAAUUUCUGGCUCACGAGGAGAUGUGUUUUUAUCAUUUACUGAUUUUAAAUAGUUUAAACAGGAGCAAAACCACAAAUAAACUAUCAUAGGGUUUGGCAAACUCAGGGUUGGGGGCCCAAAAUGGAUCAUGGGUCAUUUUUUUGAGUUUUUUUUUUUAAUAAGAAUGCAUAAUCAAUACAAAUUUCCCCACUGAGGGACGAAUAAAGGCAUAUCUUAAGGCAUAUCUUAAUAAUAAAGAACACAAAAGACACAAAUAUGAAUCGCAAAGCCCAUUUGAAUAUUCAUUCAUUCAUUCAUUUUCUACCGCUUUUCCUCAUGAGGGUCGCAGGGGGUGCUUGAGCCUAUCCCAGCUGUCUUCGGGCGAGAGGCGGGGUACACCCUGGACAAGUCGCCAGCCAAUCACAGGGCACAUAUAGACAAACAACCAUUCACACUCACAUUCUUCAUACCUAUGGACAAUUUGGAGUGGCCAAUUAGCCUAGCAUGUUUUUGGAAUGUGGGAGGAAACCGGAGUACCCGGAGAAAACCCACACAUGCACGGGGAGAACAUGCAAACUCCACACUCCACAGAUGGCCAAGGGUGGAAUUGAACCCUGGUCUCCUAGCUGUGAGGUCUGCGCGCUAGCCACUCGCCCGCCCACUUUUCUAAUCUUAUGUUCUUUCAUUUUUUUUAUGACAAAUGUAUUUAUUUUUGACCAUUUAGGUUGUAUUUUAUAUGUUCUAUUUCAUGAUGCUGUAGAGCACCGAAGUGCACAAUGAAUAUAACUUAUAAUUUUGGGCUCCAACCCUUGUUUGGAAAAAUCCUGUCUAUUAAACAUUUUCAAGAAAUAUUUUGAACCCAAUAAAAUAGCAUUAAAAAUAAUGCUACAACAAUACAAUGAAAUGAAGGAAUCAACUUUUAUCCUAAAAUAAAAAAGCUUGUUAUUUAAGUCGAAGUUUCCUGGUCAGAAGGCGGUUGGCAUGCUUAGAGCUCAUUAACAUUCAAGGAGCGACUCCUAAUGUAGAACAAUAUUUUUCUCCAAAACAAACCAGGCAAGACAUGUCCAGGGAGGCGAGUUCAUGCAGGGUUCACUCCCACAACUUGACUGAAUUUAUGGAGCUCCUAUAGAAACGUCCUUGCCUAUUAACUUUGCACUUUUUACGCACUCUGAGACUCUGAAACUGUGUGACCCAACUGGGCUUUGAGGCCUUCGGGUGCUACAUACCGAUGAGGAUGCCACCUUCUGGGUGGUUUUACCUGCAGUGUGGUUAGGAGGAGCAACACACCUUUGUUUAAAUACGCUUUUUUCUCCUACUGAUGCAUGGAAAUGGGUGUUAAAAUGUCCACAGAAAACAUCAUAAUCAGUCUUUCAGUUUUCUUGAUGCCAUAUUUUAUUAUUAAAACUGAUAUAUAAUUGUAUAUGAAUUGGUGCUUCACUUAAAAUGAGCUAUAUUGAACGUAUUGAACACUCACCAGUCGUAUAGUUAGUGGGCCACUUCCUUGUGUGUGUAAAAUUACAUAAGAAAGGGGUGUCCAAAGUCCAGCCCGGGGGUUGUUUCUUUAUCAUGUUGUCGAAAAAACUCAAAUCAAAGCGAAGAAUGAAUGAAUGAAGCUGAAACAAUGAUACUAAUAAUUCAUCAUUUGUGUUUUGUCGUAAAAUAUAUAUACACUACUAGUCAUAAGGUUUACAACAACACAGUUUUCCCAGUUAUUUAUUGAAAUUCUAGUCGUUCAAGUCCAAUCAAUAGCCUGAAAGGGUACAAAGGGUAAGGUUACCCACAACUGAAAAAUAAUGUGUAUUUAUUGAUGCCAAAAUAGAUCAACAUUUUAAAGCGGUUCUGCAGAAGCCUCGUCAGUUGGUGCAAUUACGGCAUUGUACUGGAGAAAGUCAUUUUUGCUUCCAAAAUGGCAAGAAAGAAGGGAAUUAUCAAAGGAAGAGAGACAGACCAUCUUAACACAUACAAAUUUAGUUAUAUUAAAUUUAGACAUAUUAGAGUGAAACGUCACUGACAAUAUCUACAUGUAAAUGAAUGUUGAGAAAAAGAUUUAAUGCAAUACUUUUAAUUUCUUGUUCAUUCAUACUGUCAGGAAGUCAAGAAUGCACUUCCUGUUGCCUUUGUUCUACUUUGUAUAGACAUUUUAAUAACAAAAAAAUAAGGAAAACAAUAUUAACGAUACUUGUCCAGCACAGAAAGAGUAGUUACUAUGAUGAUGUUACAUCUUGAGUUAAGCCCUCUCCCUGGUGGUGGUUCUGUGUUACUGCAUCUAAUGGCGCUGUGUCUUUUAGAUCCUCCUGCACAAUACAGUGGACAUGAAAUAGCCACAGUAUAUAUUUUUUAAAACACUAAUUUUGCAGACAACCUUAAUACCUUUUCAUUCCGAUGCUGUGAGUAGUUUUCCUGGAUGUCGCUGUGAGAAUUGGGCGAGGACAAAGCCAUCUUGUUGAACUCCUUGAGUGGAGACAUGAGUAUUAGAGCAGGGGUGCUCACACUUUUUCAGCAUGCGAGCUACUUUUAAAAUGGCCGAGUCAAAAUGAUCUAUCCACUACAAAAAUGCAAAACAUCUAUUUAUUUUCAAAUGUAUUGAGGAUUAUUUGUACGUACAAUGUAUGUUGAUGUACCUUACAUAAUCAAAUGAGCCAAUAUUGCAAAACACACAUAAUUAACUAUUAAUUUUUUUUGUAAUUACCUGAGUUUACUUUGAUGACUUGCACUGAAUUGAACCCGCCAGGGAUGCAUAGUCCGGACAGUAGCUGCUGAUAGCCAGCCUCAAGCACACUUCCAAAUGUUUAUCAGUCAUGGAUAAUAUCCGUAUCACAAUAUCCGUAUAAUAUUCCAUAUCCGUAUGGAAGUGAUAUGUUUUUUGCCUUUUUACUUGGUCCAGUUUUUGCCUUUUUACUUGGUCCAGCUCCUUCACUCAUUUUAGUGACCAUAAACUUUAGCGAGGGCUUAAAAUCUCGCAAUUCGCCGACUAGCUUAGCACUUUGCAUCGUUGUUUACGCAUGAGCGGUGACCUAAAGGUCAAAAUUCAGUUGUCAUCUGACUGGUUGUCCUGUAUGUCAAUCAAGUAACGGGGAUGGAUGAUAGGCUGACAUCGUAAGUUCUGCUGCACUUAGAGACGUUGUUUGAUUUGAUUGGUGGCCCGAAGGGCAACAUUCAGUUGUCAUCUGAAUGGCUGCCCUGUAUAUCAAUCAAGUGACGGCAUUGAUGCUAGGAUGAUAUUUUUUUAAUGUCACGCCGCGAUCGACCAGCGAUCGACCAGUACCACCUCCGCGAUCGACCGGUAGCUCGCGAUCAACUUAAUGAGCACCCCUGUAUUAGAGUCUCUAGUUGCAAAUAACAGUGUGCAUAUUUGUGUAUCUGUACCAAAUUUUCAGUGUUAAACUCCUCUUCUUUAUUUUGUAUUAUCAUCUUUUCCGCUUGGUCAGGGUCAGAUGGCAGCAAAACCUAUAAAAGGACAAAACAUACAAAAUGGGAGGAGUCUAUUCAAUGCAGAAACUCAACAGUACACUUGUGUCCGACCUACUUUUAGUGUGUCGUGCAGCACAUCAUUUGCGUUGUUCAGCUCUUCAUCCUCCACUAUUUCUGCAAUUCUCUUUAGAAUAAAUGACAAAUAUACUUAUUUUAUCAUUUAUAAUAAUAACAAACUCAUAAGCCAUGGUACACAGACACAUGCGAGUGCAGAGUACUAUAUACAUCAUCUAUAGCAGGGGUCUCAAACACGCGGGCCAAAUGGGGCCCGCAGGACACUAGUUUGAGGCCCCUGCCUUGAUAUGAAAGUUUAAUGUUAGUGCGGCCCUCGCAAGUUUGAUAUGGAUGCUGUAUGGUAUCAUGUACCCAGAAAAAAUUAUUACGUUUGAUUAAUGUUCAUGUUAAAGGUUAAAUAACUGUUAAUAGUUAUCCUCCCUAUCCGUGUGGAAGUGGUAAGUUUUUGGCUAUUUAAGUUUAAAGGAAAUAACUUGAAGGCUACCGUUUAGGUCGCUAGCUCUCU
Doryrhamphus excisus (bluestripe pipefish) is the source of this 4587-nucleotide messenger RNA. It is a transcript of the gene tmem234, whose product is annotated as transmembrane protein 234. The record is from RefSeq and is a predicted model, not a curated record. NCBI's taxonomy places the organism in Eukaryota, Metazoa, Chordata, Actinopteri, Syngnathiformes, Syngnathidae.